Torulaspora globosa is the source of this 1488-nucleotide messenger RNA. RefSeq names its product Mdj1p (gene MDJ1). Gene Ontology annotation, cellular component: cytoplasm. The coding region runs from base 1 to 1488 and encodes 495 amino acids. The transcript has a single exon. The record is from RefSeq and is a predicted model, not a curated record. Gene Ontology annotation, biological process: response to heat; protein refolding. NCBI's taxonomy places the organism in Eukaryota, Fungi, Ascomycota, Saccharomycetes, Saccharomycetales, Saccharomycetaceae. Gene Ontology annotation, molecular function: heat shock protein binding; ATP binding.
AUGAGCAAAGGUAGCGUUUUGGGGAGAAGGGUGUUUUGUGCGGGAUACAGAGCUUGCGGUUGGGCGAACAGUGGUCGGUUUGCCGUGCGGCAGUUCCAUGGUUCGGUUCCACGGCGGCAGGACAUUAAGGAUCCGUACGACACGCUUGGGGUUAAGAGGAGUGCUUCGUCGUCUGAGAUCAAGAAGGCGUAUUACAAGCUGGCUAAGAAGUACCAUCCGGAUGUCAAUAAGGAGCCCGAUGCCGAGGCCAAGUUCCACGAUCUGCAGAACGCGUACGAGAUUCUGUCUGACGAGAACAAGAAGCAGCAGUACGACCAGUUUGGUGCGGCAGCGUUUAAUGGGUCUGCUGGGGGCGGUCCGGGCGGACCGGGCGGACCUGGCGGGUUCGGGGGAUUCGGCAGUCCGUUUGGCGACUUUGGUGGCGGCGGAGGUGCCGGAUUUGGGAAUUUUGGCGGCAUAAAUUUCGAGGACCUGUUUGGUGCUGCGUUCGGCGGCGGCGCUGGCAGAGGCGGCGGACCCAACGGCCGGUCUUCUAUGUUCAGAGAGUACAAGGGAGAUUCCGCAGAGGUGGUGCAUCGGAUGAGUUUUAAGGAAGCGGUGUUUGGUGCCAAGGGCGCCAAGUUGAAGUUUAGCGUGGUGGAUCCCUGUUCGACGUGUCAGGGUUCGGGAUUGAAACCGAACGCGCAGAGCUCCACAUGCCCCAGUUGCCACGGAAGCGGUACCACUGUGCAUGUGAGGGGCGGAUUCCAGAUGGCGUCGACUUGUAACCGCUGUGGUGGGGAAGGGACCAUUGUGCGCCCACAGGACGUUUGUAGGAGCUGUCACGGCGAAGGAGUGCAGCUUAACAGUCAAAAGACCAUUAGCGUCGAUCUACCCAUGGGUUUGCAGGAUGGUGACGUGGUCAGGGUGCCGGGACAAGGUUCGUACCCUCACAUGGCCGUGGAUCCAAAGAUGAAGGACUCUGUCAGACUGCACAGAGGUGACUUAUUGGUUAGGAUUCGCGUGGAUAAGGAUCCCCGCUUCACGAUUAAAAAUAAGACUGAUAUAUGGUACACAAAGGAGAUACCAAUUACUACCGCGGCUCUCGGUGGGCAGGUCACCAUACCCACUGUGGACGAUUCGCAGAUAAGACUCAAGGUGCAGCCGGGCACGCAGCCGGAUCAGGUCAUCUCGAUCCCCAACAUGGGAGUGCCCAGAAUGAACGGAGAGCGCGGGGCCAUGAAAGUGCAGUACAAGAUUGUCAUCAAGAAGCCUCAGUCGCAGGCUGAGAAGUGUCUAUGGGAAGCACUGGCAGAUGUGACAAACGAUCAAACAGCAAAGAGAUCCGAGACGAAAGCUUCAGAUACAAAUCACACAGACAAGACGGCGAACCACAAUACUGCAACGACAAACCCUGAUAACCCCAGCGCAUUGGGCAGAUUGGAAAACUUCAUCAGCAACACUUUCAAGAAGAUCAGAGGUGGUGACGAUAAGAGACAAGAUUCAUAG